Molecule: messenger RNA, 2358 nt
Organism: Triplophysa dalaica
Lineage: Eukaryota; Metazoa; Chordata; Actinopteri; Cypriniformes; Nemacheilidae
Gene: sapcd2
Product: suppressor APC domain containing 2
Exons: 6
Coding region: 197-1294 (365 amino acids)
Source: RefSeq, a predicted model, not a curated record
UCUCAGUCACACGCGAGUUUCAUACAUUCAGGCAUUUGGCAUUUUAUCCAAAGCGAGAAAAGAUGACUGUUUGGUAAAAUGUACACGUUUGUACAGUUGCUAAGAUGUACACCAUACAGUAAAUGUAUUUAAUUCAAACGGACUGAACGAGAAUCGAAACGUUUUUGUCCACAGCAUUUUGUUUUAGUUGCCGACCAUGCAGCCGGACGCACAGUUCAGCACAGCAGGUCUUCCGAAAGCUUUCCUUCACAGUCUGCGGACAUUGUUUGAUAUUCUGGACGAUGGACGACGCGGAUACGUUCAUAUAUCAGAGAUUGAGAGCCGCUGGAGAGGCGCGGAGACUCCGCCGGGAGUUCUGGAAAGUCUGAAGUGGGUCGCUCCGCAUCACGGCUGUCUAACAUUCGAGCGCUUUGUUUCGGGACUCCGAAACUCGAUGUUAAACCCGGAGAACAGCAGCAGAACUACCGCUGUCAAACCUCCACAUGACCCGACGGAAUGUAGAGUUCGUCCUCUAGGACCGAGUAACGCAAUAAACACACAGCGCAGCCGGCAGACGAGUCGGGACAGACUUCACGGGGUCUCGGUUGGAGGGUUCGAUAGGGCCGCGUGUUCGGUUCGCAUUGGGAAAAAAGCGCUUCACUCCAGUCGGACACGAGCCAUUGAAUCUCUCGCGUUAGAAUCCCCUAACGGGCAUAUAUCACAUGAGAGUGUCGGUCUGCCUCGUUCACAAAGUGAAACUGUGACAGGAUUCACAAGUCGAUAUGGCAAGAACCAGGAUGAGCAGAGACGCCACACCCUCACAAACGGAGUGGAUUAUGGGAUGCUGAAGCAGAUGAAGGAGUUGGAGCAGGAAAAAGAUUCUCUGUUGGCCGGGCUGGAUGUUUUAGAUCGAGCAAAAGAAUGGUACCAGACGCAGAUCCACAACGUUAUUGAGACACAGAGACAUGUUGGCCAGAGUCACUCCACUGCGUCUUCCACUGGAUCUAGGCAAAGUCGGUUAGAUGUUCUUCUUCCUAAACUUAUGGAUGUCACUCGCUGCCUCAGUGAUUUGAUUUCAUUUUCAGCAACGACGUUCCUGCCCGUUGUUGUUUCUCCUCCUGCUUCUGUUCCUGCACCUCCUCAGGCCAUCCAGGUCCUAAAAGAGCAGAACCGACUCCUCACGCAGGAAGUGAGCGAGAAGAGCGAUCGCAUCACUCAGCUGGAGCAGGAGAAAUCUGCUCUGAUCAAACAGUUGUUUGAGGCUCGUGCUCGUAACACUCACGACAGCAGCGUGCUCGACUCCACCUUCAUCUGAGCGCCUCAUCAAACACACUCCUUUCCCUCACACAGUCCAUGUGAAGACAUCUGCAGUCACUUUUAGUAGAAGAGGUGGAACUGAUAAACACCUUCAGGAGGAUCUGCUGAAUUCUCUUUGGGGUUUUUUCAAUGGAUCUGAAGAGCAGCACGUGAUUUUCAUUUACAGACAGAUUUAUUUCUGAAGCAGUUUUAAUGGUCUUGCACUGUUGCAUAUAGAAAAACGGGAGCUAUACCUAAACACUCCAAUACAUUCUUGCAUUUACAUUAUUAUAAAACAAAUAUCUGAAGAUACUGUCUAGAAUAUAAACUUGUUUUGAUUUGAUGUAAAUGUGUUCACAGUAACCGUAAAGUGAUUGACAAUUCAGAUGAUACGCAGAGACGGUCUGCUGGUGUUGGUUUGAAAGGAACCUGGAAGAUUCUUACAAUUCCCGUCAAGGAUUAUAGCGUGUGACUGAUGGUUUCCCUGAACGAAACUCAGAUCUAUAGUGUUAAUGUUCUCAGUUUAUUUGAAUCUGCCGGUCCUCAUCUACCUGAAUUGACAUGAAUUUUAUUUAUGGAACAAUGGAGCUUUAAGCUUGCAGUGGACACGUACAUAAACCAUUUAUGAGGAACACAACAAAUAAUGCAUUUCUUACUCGGCAUUCUUAAAUCAGAAUCAAGAUGCAUUUUCAGACACGGUUUUCGCAGUGAAGUAAAAAAAUGUUUUGAUAGAAAAUGACUUUGGUUUACACUAUCAGACAUCUUUGUGCACUCGUAAAACAGUUGUGUAAAAAACAAACCAUUUUGUAUUCAAUUGAGGAAAACACAUUAACGUUUUGUGUGACACGUAAUGGGCCCUAUCUGCACUCGGCAUCAGACGCAACCAAGUGUUUUUGGUUAGUUUCAGCCUGACGCAGUUCUCAUUUUCACGUCCAGCGCCACAUAUGUAAAUGCAUUUACACACAUUUGAGCGCCCACGGAGUCGUUGAAAGAUCAAUCUAGCAGCUGAUCCAGAUACAAAAGUCAAACACGUAAAAUAAAUGGAUUAUUUACAAUUAAAGUAUAUCAAUGGGUUUGAUGUUA